Belonocnema kinseyi is the source of this 7637-nucleotide messenger RNA. RefSeq names its product inner centromere protein A-like. The record is from RefSeq and is a predicted model, not a curated record. Lineage: Eukaryota; Metazoa; Arthropoda; Insecta; Hymenoptera; Cynipidae. The transcript is spliced from 8 exons. Bases 20 to 5521 code for a protein of 1833 amino acids.
CUGACGGUCGGUAGUUCUGAUGUUGUGCUGCGUCUCGAAAAAGGCCGCAGCAGGGGCGGACCUAGAGCCCCCUUUGCUAGGGCUCCAAUGUGGCAGAAUUGUUGCAAAUCGGGCAUCUGCGUUUGCAGCGAACCUAGGAAAUUCGUCGGUUCCUCGUUUCGCGAAAGAGAAGGCCGAAUUGACUCUGGAAGAAGAUCCAGUUUUAGAUGUGCCGUCCAUCCUUCUGCCGUGCGCAAUUUGCGCACGGACCUUCGCCCCGCAGUCGUUGGAGAAACACAUCAAGAUAUGCGAGAGAUCCACCAUCAAAAAGCGAAAGCCUUUUGAUUCCGCCAAGCAAAGAAUUCAAGGCACAGAACUUGAAGAGUUCCUUCCAAAACAGGAGAAUAAACGACCUCACCAGGAGGAAAGGAUUGGGACAUCGAAAACGUCGUGGAAACAGACACAUGCUGAAUUUCUUCAAGCAAUCAGAGCCGCACGUGGGGAGCCCAUUGAGGUACCAAGCAACAAGACGCCAAACCAUGUUACCUCUGGUGCACCGACUCGAGCUAAUGAAAAAGGCACUUGUCCCACCUGUAAUCGACAAUUUGGAAUUAAGGCAUACGACCGGCACGUGGCUUGGUGCAAGGAACGAUGCACUCGAGUUCCGCUCAGCCCUGCAACCAACUUAGCCAAGGAAAGACUGGAAGCCCGGAUAAGGUAUCGAGCACCAGCCCUGAAGAAUCGUAGACCCACUAUUCGAGAGAAAUAUAUGCCUGGUUCCGCCACUAAUUUGGGCUACGUUGCCAAAAGCUCACCUACAGCAAAUGCGAUGAAAGUCAGGGAAAGCGUGUCACUGCCCAACUGCAAUAAGGGCAACGACAGUCCAGCAAAACAGAAGUCAGCUGCACGGAAAGUUGGACAGAAUAGGGAUUCAUCCAUUCCAACUGGCCCUAUUAAAUCAAGACCAAUGGAUCGAGUAAGGCCACCUGAAGACUUGCAAUCCGAAUCCGCAAGAUCUCGUAUCUCUUUCCUCUCCUCUUCAUCCAAACAUCCUCUUCCUUCUCUGAAUCCAGGAAAAUUCACGAACUUUUCCAUCACGUCAAAUGCUAAUUAUCUCACUAAAUUCGAUACACGAGCUAUCGCAGAUCCAAUCAGUCAGCGCAAAAAUAGCGACUUGAUUAAAGCUCAGAAACGAAAUAUUGUUUCGGCGAGAAGUUAUGGAAAUCCAAAAUUAAAUGAUAUUGCUGCGAAUAACGACGAAUACGGAUUGAUGAUUCAACCGUGUUGUAUUCACCAGGAACACGAAUUCGUUACUUGGAAACAGAUUUCUAAAGAAAACCUCGAGUCUAAAGAAAAUGUAGAUAAUAAAAGAUACUCUAAUUCCAAACGACAGCUUCAAUCAAAAGAAUACUUAGAAUCCAAUAAUAAUGUUGAAUCGGAAUUAAAUUUAUUAAGCUUACAAAUUUCGGAAGACCAAGAAGCGAUUAAGAAGACGGGAAAGAGUAAAAUUUCUGAUGUUCUCAAUACAAUUACAUUAACUGAAAAUGAAUUGCUGGACAGAGAAAUUGAUUCGGAUUUGAGAACUACUUGGAUGAGCAGAGUUAGAAAAUUAGAUCAAACUUAUCUGAUAAAGGAAAAUAUUGAAGACAACUUAGGUGCUGAGGUAUGCGUAUCUGAGACUAUGGAACCUGUUUUAAAUAAUUCAAAAGUUAUGAAAGACAUUCGUGAGAAAUCUGUUUUUAAGAAAAAUUCGGAAAUUUUUAUUACAGAUAGUUAUAAGGGAAGUUUAAAAGAAUUACAUGCAGAAUUGGAUAAUCCUACUAAAUUUAACUAUAAAAUUAGUUUUACGAGCACACCUAUUUCGAAUCUUGUGAAUAAAGAAUUUUCGGAAGAGAAUAUUGAGAGUUCUGGACAAGCUAAUGACGAUUUUCAAGAAAAUGUAUUUUUGGACAUCAAGACAAAAGAAGGAGAUCUGAUUGAAAACGAGUUUUUAUCUCUCAAAGAUUUGGAUACUGGAGAAUGGAAAAAUAAUUCGGAAACAAGUGAAGAAUUAUUAAAGGGUGAAAAUCAGAAUUAUAUAAGGAGAAAAAAGAAGAUACAUGAGAAUGAAAUUGAGUCUGUGAAAAGUUUCGACUUUUCUGGUGUAGAAUUUAGUUUACAUGAAAAUAAAUCCAAGGAUGGGAAAAUAGAAUUCAGGAAAAAGGAUGAAAAUGAAUAUAAAUCAUCAAGAGAAGAAAGAAACGAAUCGAAAGAAUCGAGUGAAGAUAAGGAUUCAUUUUUAGAGCAAAGAAACGAAUUAUCUAUAGGAAGAAGAGAAGAGUUAUAUUUAGACAGAACAGAGGACUUAUCUUCAGAAAGUAGAGAGGAAUUAUGUUCGCAAAAAGGAAAAGAAAUUCCUGUUGAACUAGAAAAACAAUUAUCAUCAGAGCAACCAAAACCUCAAACAAUAAAAGAAAUAUCUUCUUUUCAUUCUUCUGAUUCCAAAAUUCAAAGUAUAGAUCAGAAAGAUUCAUCUAGACUAAGAAGUGGAACCUACAUUAUAGAAAAACCUUUUACCAGAUUGUCCAAACAUAAUAGAAGUCUCGAAGUUUGCAGUCUUGAUUUUUACUUCGAAGAGCCUCUACAGAAAAGAAGAAGAACUGAUGGAGAUCUAGAAAACCUAGAUUAUGAUGAUAGAAAUAUAGAAGAUAAAAACCUCAGCCUUAAGAGUUGUUUGAAUUCGAAAUUUUUGCAUUUAACGAAUAAAGCUAACAUUACAAUAGAUGAGAGCUUUCGUGAAUUCAAUGAAAACGAUGUAUUAAAGAUAUGCGAUGGAAGUAAUUUUGAAGAAAAUAAUAUAGUAGAUAAGUCUAAAUCCAAACUAAAUUUGGAAGAAGAGAAUUUUCAAGUUCAGUUUUCAAAUUUCAAGUUGAAUAAAGAAAAUGAAGGAGUUGAAAAUAAAGAUGAGUUAGAAGUGAAACUAAAUGAAGAGAUUUUUACUAUUAACGUAAAGCAUACGAAUAUUAAAUCUAAUUCCGAAAUUUGUAUUGAUAACAGUUUUGAUGAAUCCAAAUUCUUAAAUAGAAUUGAUCAGGUUUUAGAAUUAGCUUCUGAACAAAUAGAUAACGAUAAUGAAGUACGGGCAGAAGAUAGUCUUGAGAGUAUUGUCACGCGGACGAAAAAUCUCAAAAUAAGUGAAGAGUUCGAAAGUGCUGAACAUUUGGUAGAGAUAAAAAAGAAUACGAACGAAAACUAUGAUCCAAAAAGUGUUUAUCUUCAGGCAAUAAAGCACAAAGACAAAAGUGAAGAUAGAAGAUUUGUAGAUGAAGUAGAAUAUAAUAAUAAGAGCUACGAAAGAAAAAAACUUCCAUCUGAAAAUAAAACCAAAAUAGGAACGAUUUCGCGGUCAAGUAUCCCUCGUCAGAUUUCAACAACUGAUAUCAAACUAAAUACUAGUGAUCAGUUUUGGAAAAAGAAAAAAAAGAAAGAAGAAAUACCCAAUUUCAAAGAAAAUCUAUCCACUUUUAAAAACGAUUUGCAACCAAAGCUUCAAGAAAAAUGUGGAAAUUGCUUUGAUAAAGUUAUAGGAGAAGGAAAUAAAUACGAUCCGCAGAGCUUCCUUAAACCGAAAUCGAAUGUCUCUCGUCGACUUUCAAGAAGAAAAGAAACAAUUUGUUUAUCAUUACCAGGUAGUGAUCCAAGUUACUUUCAAGAAGGCGCAGAAGAAAAACUGAGCAGAGGCAGAGAAACCGAAGAAAUUGAUAUUACUGACUGCAAUUCUAAAGUGGAAACAAAUACUUUUGAAGAUAAUAAGCAAAUCACAAUCGGGAAUCCUAAAGUAGAAUUUCAAUCUAAGUCCUUGUCACCUUUUAGACCUCAUGAUUAUGCAUCAGUUAAAUUAAAUUCAUCCCAGCUGGAAAAGAAGAUUCGUCGUAGUUUAAACCUUCUUCGUAGCAGUACCGACACUUUGAUAUCUUCAGUAGAAGAUAUCGAAACUACUUCAAAAACACCAAGCAUGGUGGAUUUCUUCUUCGACGAAACUUGCACGAUUGAGGAAAUUCGAACACCUCAUGGGAGCACAAGGUACAAAUUAUUUCCCGUUAUUGGAACUGAUUCGAAGAAUUUGGGGAAAGGCGAAUCUGUGAAGAAUUAUUCUCGAGGAGGUGCUUAUUGGGAACGGGUCUCUAAGGUUUCGAUGCGACGAUUGAUUGGAUCCGAAACUGUAAAAAAUGAGAGAGAGUUCAGACUUACAAAUAGGAAUCCUAGAGUUCACACAUUACCUCCCGUUGCUUGUUCAGCUUCUGGAAAAUUGAGCGGCAGUAAUAAAACCUACGACCCAUAUCUUAUGGCAGAACAACAAAUGCGAGACCUUUUAUCAGACACAAGUGAAAUAUCGUCAAUUGAUGGAACAUCCACACAACUGAAUUCUACACACAAAGAAAAUCCCACACACUGUCCCCUUACUCUCCCAUCAGCUUUUGCCAAAUAUCCUCCCCAAACAUUGCCAACUUCCAUCGACUCCUCGAAGAAGCGAGCAUCUUUAAUAGACCCACCUUCGGAAUUCGACGACCUUACCUCGGACUUUUCGAGCGACUGCACCGAGACAAACUCCAUGUCUCGUGAACACUUAGAUAACGACCUCAUUUCCCAGACCAGAGAUGCAGUCAUCAGUUCCACAAAUAAGGAAAAAUCCCCAAGUCGAGAUCAUAUUUUGGGAAGAAGAGUCAUAAUCGAUAGGUCAAAAGCUCUGGGAAGUGAUAUCGAAAACACGAGUAGAGGGCAAAGUUUGGUAAGCUCGGUGGAGAAGACUCGAAAAGUCCUGGAAAAGGUCUCAUGUCCGAAAAUUAUUCGACCCAUGGUCAGCAGAUCUCAUUCGGUUCGAGUAGCUUCAGCUCCUAAAAUUCCGGGGAGGAAAAGUUCGUCUUCUUCGGAGCGUUCUUCAAGUUCUCAGAAGAAGUGUAUGAAAAAUUCUAAGAGUUCAGAUUUUAGCCUCGCUGAUAGAAGCAAUAAUAAUAAUAAUAAUAAUAAUAAUAAUAAUAAUAGUAGUAGUAGUAGUAGCUAUACGAGUACGAUGAACGGCAGCAAUUUGAGUCUGAAUUCCAUUGUCUCUUCGGAUGUGGAUAUAAAGCGCUCGAAUUCAAUGUUUGAUGAACUGAUGAGCUCCUUCGAGGAGGACAGUUCCACUAUUCUCCCGUCCUUAAGGUCCCUUCUUAAAAGUGAUCCUUUAUCCGUGUCUAGUCCGAUCCAGAGCAACCACAAACGAAAUGGUCAGGUCAGUGAUGAUGAACUCUCGUCGCCUGAUAGCUACAAGAGGCCAGAUCACAGCAAACUCAGUGCGGAUUCUGCCUAUAGCAGUUUAAAUCGCAAAUAUUACAACCAUGGUCGCAGCACAAACGACAUGGCGAGUCGUUUGGAAGAAGACCCACCACCAAGAUGCAGAGAAGGGGAUUCCCGGUUCCUCAGCAAAAGCAAAAUGUCUAAAUUUUGUCACGAAUGCGGCUCCAAGUUUCCGGAUAGUGCCAAGUUCUGCUGUGAGUGUGGUAUCAAGAGACUUACCCUUUAAUCGUCCUCCUUAAAAACACAAUCGACGAUGAUUUUUAUACACUCAGUAAUCCGAAUUUAAGACUAAAGUUCGAAUAUACAAAUUUCGUUUUCAAAUGACAUUUUAUCAGAUAAAUUUAAACAGUUUAUUACAAUUGACAACAAAAAAGAUUAUGACAAAAUCUCAUUCUAAAUUUGAUUACAUUUGAUACCUUAAAGAAUAAAUCAAUUGAAUAAAAAAUGUCAAUUUUGGAUGUAAGAAAUUCAAAAGAAAACUCAUUUAGUUUGCUUUUAUCAUAAUUUAGAAAAAAAUGUGUUUGACUCUAUGAAGUAUAAUACUACAAAUUAAUUUCUGUUUUCAAUCCUUGCGAAAAUUCAGAUUUCGGGAAGGAAUAGUUUUGAGGAUAAGAUUUUAAACAAAUCUGUGAUUUAAAAAAACUACCAUUUUUCCAUAUAAAGGAUCUUAAGAAAGUUUCAAAGACGUCCAAUUGAGAUUUUAAUACGUUAUUGUUUACAAUAUUUUAAAACCUAUCCUAAACUUCAAGUGUUCCAAGCAUUCAACCAAAAUUCAUAAUUCAUUUUUAUUAAGAUUAACUAGUAUCAUCAAUGAGAGGUUUGGACUUUCAAUUACAAUAUUGUGAACACCUAUCUCUUCCCCUUUACCAUAAUAAUUUAAAAAUAAAAGUUUCAAUCCUGUCAAAGAUAUUCUUGAUUAUUUAAGAAUAUCAAACUCCGACGUCUUCGAAAAUUUAUAAUGUGGCGAAGUUGCUUAUUUACAAAUGAUACUUUGUUGUUACCGGUACAUGUUUGUAUUACAGUUUGUUUAUUAAAUAUUUUUUGCUAUUUAAUCUGACUGAUUACUGCAAGUAUUGUUUACAGUUUGAUUUUUAAGAAAAUGAAAGUCUGGGUAAAUUUGUGAGUGUGAAUUUUGCAAUGUAUUUUAUAUCAAGCAGCACAGAAGUCCUUUUUGCCCAACGUCUGUAACCCGUCGUUGAUCAUGAUACUAUUUGAAUAAGUUAAAUAAGUAAGAUUAUGUUAAGACGAAGUCGAUUCUUUAGUCUUACUCUAAGAUAGGAAAAAGUCAAAUAAUUGUGCAAUGAAAAACAAUAUUGAUAGAAAAUGGGCAAAAUAUUGAUUAUACGUAAAAUGAAAUGAGACACUUUACACAUACAAAAUUAUUUGUUAUCUUGCUUAAAAUUCAUGAUUUAUCAGGAAUUGUGAGAAGAAUAAAGAAAUCGACAUUUAGUGAUAUUAAUUUAGAUUUAGAUGAGAGACUGGUACGAAUAAUUAUCGGUUUUACAUCGCUUUAUGCUUUUUGCAAAAUCCUCUGGCGUUUUAAAAACCUGCUGAUGUAAUAAUUUCGAGAAUUUAGGAAUAAGGUACGUGUCGUGCGAAGCUUUUAAGUUGAUACAUUAUAAUCAUCAAUUAAUAAUAAAAAGAAACUAAUUAGCGAUACGAUUAGAAAACCAUUGGAGAUAGUGGCGUCAAUUAAAAAAUUUUUCGAAUUGAACACCAUCAUUUAGAAGUUCACAAUCCAUAAUAAGACUGAUCCGGAACUAAAUUUUCAUACAUAUAUUGUAGAACUUAUUUUUAUAGUAAAACCCAGAGCCAUAAGUAAAGCUUACAAAUUAAAAUUUCAUUAAGAAAUAGACUGAAACGUACAAUGUUAUAACAAGAAAGCGGCAAAAAUAUAAUUAAUAUGUAGUUAAAUUAUGUAAUAUUUAUUCAUCUCUUUAAUGAUCGGAUUUUCCAGGUUCUAAUUGCAUAUAUUAUUUCUUCUUAUAUCAAAAUACUGACUUUAAAGUUUUAUGUAUUUAAUUGUGCGCUUCCUAGCUGUAAUGAAUCGAUUUUGGCACUACAUAUUUUUAAGUUUUAUUCAUGGCUCUGUAUUUUUAAUUAAUCGUCCGUUUAGUGAACACCGAGCACCUGAGAUUUACUUUUCAUUCUCUGGUCCCUCUGUACCAAAGAAGAAGUUCCCACAAAUCUAAUCGUCGCUUUAAAUCGUCGAUUGCCUUCGUCAUAAUUGCAAUAGAUAAGAGGUCGGCUAAUAUAUUUGUGUAUGUUAUUGUGUAACGAUAACAAUCUGCGUAACUUUCGAAUUGUAUUUUUUUAAGUGCAAUAAAAUUAUGCUUGUACAA